CUCUUGAGUCGAAAGACAGGGCACGGAGGGAGGGAAGAGAGAGAUCGAGAGACUGUUGCAGUAGAGAGGCGCAGCAGAGGAGAGAAGAAGGAGAAAAAGAAGCGGACGAUAUUCGACACAGCUGGUUGGAGCUAUAGUUAUAACCUGUUAUAAAGUAAAUGGCAGAUGAAAGCUAUCUGAAAACAUGGGUCUCAGACAAAUUGAUCUCGCUGAUGGGUUACUCGCAGCCUGCAGUUGUCAAGUUUGUUAUUGGGUUAUCCAAGACAUCAUCUUCGCCUGCUGAUGUCGUAGGCAAGCUUGUAGAGUAUGGAUUUUCUUCAUCUGCAGAAACACGCUUGUUUGCUGAAGAGAUUUUUGCUCGAGUGCCGCGUAAAGCUUCUGGUUUAAAUAGUUAUCAGAAGGAGGAAAAAGAAGCAGCAAUGUUGGUGAAGAAGCAAAAGAGUUAUGCUAUCUUAGAUGCUGAUGAUGAUGAUGAGGAUGCCGGUGGCAGAGUUUCUCCUGUUGUUGUGCAAUCAAAGAAAGCAGUAUCCCGUCAAAAGCACUUUCGGAGGAAGAAUGAAAACCAAGAAAGCGAAGAUGAAGAGGUGAUUGCACAAGGAGAAAAAGAAAGACGAGUUCGAAGACGCACAUCUGUAGAAGAUAAUGAUGAUGAUGUGGAGUCUGAGGAAGCUAGGAUACGCGACCAGGAAGAACGAGCACAGUUAGAGAGGAAUAUUAGAGAAAGAGAUGCGGCUGGAACACGAAAGUUGACAGAGCGAAAGUUAUCACGUGAGGAGGAAGAGGAGGCGAUUCGAAGAUCUAAAGCUUUGGAGGACAAUGACACUUCAACUCUAAGGAAGGUUUCAAGGCAAGAAUAUCUAAAGAAAAGGGAGCAAAAGAAGUUAGACGAGCUGAGGGAUGACAUAGAAGACGAGCAAUAUCUGUUUGGGGAUGUUAAACUGACUGAAGCAGAAAUUCGUGAGAUGAGGUACAAGAAAGAAAUAUAUGAGCUUGCAAAGAAGAGGUUAGAAGAGGUGGAUGAUAUUAAUGAGUACAGGAUGCCUGAAGCCUACGAUCAAGAUGGGGGUGUAAAUCAGGAGAAGCGAUUUGCUGCAGCAUUGCAGCGCUACAGUUUUAAGCUGUUUGCCUUGUCUAGGGACACUGGCGCUGGAGAUAAGAUGAAUCCAUUUGCGGAACAAGAGGCAUGGGAAGAGCAUCAGAUUGGCAAAGCAACCCUUAAGUUCGGUUCAAAAGAUAAAAACCAAAAAUCGGAUGAUUAUCAGUAUGUGUUUGAAGACCAGAUUGAGUUUGUAAAGGCAUCUGUGAUGGAUGGUGUCAAGUAUGAAGAUGAAUUGCCAGGAGACGCGGCUGAGGAUUCGAUCGGGAAAUCAGCAUUACAGAAACUUCAGGAUGAUAGGAAAACACUGCCAAUCUAUCCAUAUCGAGAUGAACUACUCCAGGCCAUUAAUGAUCACCAGGUUCUUGUAAUUGUUGGAGAAACUGGUUCAGGAAAGACUACUCAGAUACCCCAGUAUCUUCAUGAAGCUGGGUACACAAAACGAGGGAAGAUUGGAUGCACCCAGCCACGCCGUGUUGCAGCAAUGAGCGUUGCUGCACGAGUUUCCCAGGAGAUGGGUGUUAAACUUGGUCAUGAGGUUGGUUAUUCUAUUCGAUUUGAAGAUUGCACUUCAGACAAGACAGUUCUAAAAUACAUGACAGAUGGAAUGCUGUUGAGGGAAUUCCUUGGGGAGCCUGAUCUAGCCAGCUAUAGUGUGGUGAUGGUGGACGAGGCACAUGAGAGAACGCUUACAACUGAUAUUUUAUUUGGUUUAGUAAAGGACAUUGCUAGAUUUCGAACUGAUCUGAAGUUGCUUAUUUCAAGUGCAACUCUGGAUGCCGAAAAAUUUAGUGACUACUUUGACUCAGCCCCAAUUUUUAAAAUUCCAGGAAGGCGAUUUCCUGUUGAUAUACAUUUUACAAAAGCACCGGAGGCAGAUUACUUGGAUGCUGCAAUCGUCACUGUUCUUCAGAUACAUGUGACCCAACCACCUGGUGAUAUUCUAGUAUUCCUCACAGGGCAGGAGGAGAUUGAAACGGCAGAAGAAAUUAUGAAACACAGGACGCGGGGAUUAGGAACAAAAAUCGCUGAACUAAUAAUAUGCCCUAUAUAUGCUAAUCUCCCCACUGAGCUUCAAUCUAAGAUUUUCGAACCUACUCCUGAAGGGGCUCGGAAAGUUGUCUUGGCAACAAACAUUGCAGAAACAUCACUGACAAUCGAUGGGAUUAGAUAUGUUAUUGAUCCUGGAUUCUGUAAGAUGAAAUCGUAUAAUCCACGGACUGGCAUGGAGUCUUUACUCAUUAAUCCCAUAUCGAAAGCGUCCGCAAUGCAAAGAGCAGGUAGAUCAGGGCGUACAGGCCCUGGGAAAUGCUUCCGUUUGUAUACUGCCUAUAACUAUCACAAUGAUCUGGAAGAUAAUGCUGUUCCGGAGAUACAGAGGACAAACCUUGCCAAUGUUGUUCUUAUUCUUAAGAGCCUUGGCAUUAAUGACUUGGUGAAUUUUGAUUUCAUGGAUCCACCUCCAGCUGAGGCGUUAAUUAAAGCUCUUGAGCUGCUCUUUGCACUUAGUGCACUGAACAGUGUAGGAGAGCUGACAAAGGUGGGUAGAAGGAUGGCUGAGUUUCCUCUUGAUCCUAUGCUUUCUAAGAUGAUAGUUGCUUCGGACAAGUACAAAUGUGCUGAGGAGGUUAUUUCGAUUGCUGCUAUGCUGUCUGUUGGCAAUUCAAUCUUUUACCGUCCAAAGGAUAAACAGGUACACGCAGACAAUGCAAGGAUGAAUUUUCACACUGGGAAUGUUGGAGACCAUAUAGCAUUGCUUAAGGUCUAUAAUUCUUGGAAAGAAACCAACUUCUCAACUCAAUGGUGCUAUGAAAAUUAUAUUCAGGUCCGGAGUAUGAAACGAGCUAGAGAUGUUAGAGACCAGUUGGAGGGGCUAUUGGAGAGGGUUGAAAUUGAGCUUUCGUCGAAUCCCAACGAUUUGGAACCAAUAAAGAAGGCCAUAACAUCAGGCUUCUUCCCCCAUUCAGCCAGAUUGCAAAAGAGUGGAGCAUACCGAACUGUUAAAAACCCGCAAACCGUGCAUAUACAUCCUAGUUCUGGUCUGGCACAGGUACUCCCUAGAUGGGUUGUUUACCAUGAGCUAGUGCUUACAACGAAAGAAUACAUGCGCCAGGUUACAGAAUUGAAACCUGAGUGGUUGGUGGAAAUUGCCCCUCACUAUUACCAGUUGAAAGAUGUAGAAGACACUGGAUCAAAGAAAAUGCCUCGUGGGCAAGGACGAGCAAUUAUGGACCAGUAAUCGUUUUAGAAGGGAAACCAUUUUGGGUUUUGAAGGAGAGGUGGAGAUGGUGUUGCUGAUAGGAUGAAGAAACUGUAAUUGUAUGUUGUAUAUUACUUGAGUAGAAAAGGCUCCUUUCCUCUUAUUGUCCUUUUCUUCUUCUUUUCUUAAAAUUAAUAUUCACCUUGUAUAUAUCAUGGAUAGUUGCAAUUUUCAUCGCAGCAAUAAGGUAGAUGAUUUUUUAGUGUGACCCACCAAA
This is a messenger RNA of Magnolia sinica, 3573 nucleotides long. Its product is annotated as pre-mRNA-splicing factor ATP-dependent RNA helicase DEAH1-like. Gene Ontology annotation, cellular component: catalytic step 2 spliceosome; intracellular anatomical structure. Bases 159 to 3335 code for a protein of 1058 amino acids. The transcript is spliced from 28 exons. Lineage: Eukaryota; Viridiplantae; Streptophyta; Magnoliopsida; Magnoliales; Magnoliaceae. Gene Ontology annotation, molecular function: RNA binding. The record is from RefSeq and is a predicted model, not a curated record.